AUGGCAGACCAGAAGCGUCUUGCCUACUCCAUCAUCCAGUUCCUGCAGGAGCAGCUGCACAAUGGGAGCAUGUCUCCAGAUGCUCAGGAGAGCCUGGAAGUGGCCAUCCAGUGCCUGGAGACUGCCUUUGGGGUGUCCAUGGAGGACCAAGGCCUGGCUGUGUCCCAGACUCUCCCCGAGAUAUUCGAAGCUGUGGCAGGGAAGGAGCUGGAGCACAGCAGGAUGAACUCGGAGCCCAUCACCCCCUCUGAGGAUGACAUAGUUGAGGCUGAGAGGCUCAAGACUGAAGGGAAUGAGCAGAUGAAGGCAGAGAACUUCGAGGCUGCUGUGAGCUUCUACGGCAAAGCCAUAGAGCUCAACCCUGCCAAUGCCGUCUACUUCUGCAACAGAGCUGCUGCCUACAGUAAACUUGGGAAUUACGCUGGUGCAGUGAGAGACUGUGAACGAGCCAUAGGCAUCGACCCCAACUACAGCAAAGCCUAUGGCAGGAUGGGCUUGGCUCUCUCCAGCUUAAACAAACACACUGAGGCUGUUGUGUACUACAAAAAAGCUCUGGAGUUGGAUCCAGACAAUGAUACCUACAAAUCCAACCUCAAAAUAGCUGAACAGAAGAUGAAAGAGACUCCCAGUCCAACGGGAGGCCCAGGGGGAUUUGACCUGGCUGGUUUGCUCAACAACCCUGGAUUCAUGAGCAUGGCAUCAAACCUAAUGAACAACCCCCAAGUACAACAGCUCAUGUCUGGGAUGAUUUCAGGAGGCCACAACACCAUGGGAGCCACUGGCACCAGCCCCUCCACCAACGACCUUGCCAGUCUCAUCCAGGCGGGUCAGCAGUUUGCCCAGCAAAUGCAGCAGCAGAACCCUGAACUAAUAGAGCAGCUCCGGAGUCAGAUCAGGAGUCGAACUCCAAGUGCCAGUAACGAGGAUGAGCACUCCAG
Messenger RNA from Acanthisitta chloris (rifleman), 938 nucleotides. It is a transcript of the gene SGTA, whose product is annotated as small glutamine-rich tetratricopeptide repeat (TPR)-containing, alpha. The record is from RefSeq and is a predicted model, not a curated record. The transcript has 10 exons. The annotation marks the transcript as partial. Gene Ontology annotation, biological process: post-translational protein targeting to endoplasmic reticulum membrane. Gene Ontology annotation, cellular component: membrane; TRC complex. NCBI's taxonomy places the organism in Eukaryota, Metazoa, Chordata, Aves, Passeriformes, Acanthisittidae. Gene Ontology annotation, molecular function: molecular adaptor activity; protein binding.